GGCAUUUCUGUUCCUCAUCUAAGUUCGGUUAAGAGUGUCGCUUCAUGAGCAGCCGCCUGCUCUUGCCCAAGGCCAGCCGUCAUUAGGGAACCGCAGUCAGGCUCCCGAGUCUUUCCCAGGCUUUGCCGUAAAGGUUUUUAAUCAUGCUCCGAGUAUUCAAACGCACAGGUGGUAGGUUUGAGAACCAUCUUUCAAGGUGGCAGCAUUAUCAUAAAUCUGUCCUGGCGAUCAGGAGGGAGGAUGUUAAUGCCUGGGAAAGAAGAGCCCCUCUAGCCCCUCGGCACGUCAAACUUUUAACCAACCUAGGAUACAAAGUUCUGGUGCAGCCGUCGAAUCGAAGGUCCAUCCAUGAAAAAGACUAUGUUAAAGCAGGUGGUAUUAUACAGGAAGACAUUUCAGAGGCCUGCCUGAUUGUGGGUGUGAAGAGGCCUCCAGAGGAUAAACUAAUUCCCAACAAGAACUACGCAUUCUUCUCUCAUACUAUUAAAGCUCAGGAGGCAAAUAUGUCCUUGCUGGAUGAGAUCCUAAGCAAGAACAUUCGAUUGAUAGAUUAUGAGAAAAUGGUGGAUCACAGAGGAAUACGCGUUGUCGCCUUUGGAAAGUGGGCUGGUGUCGCAGGUAUGAUCAAUAUUUUACAUGGGAUGGGAUUGCGAUUCCUUGCUCUGGGACAUCAUACUCCUUUCAUGCACAUUGGUAUGGCCCAUAAUUACAGAAACAGCAGCCAGGCUGUCCAAGCAGUUCGGGAUGCUGGCUAUGAAAUUUCUCUAGGCCUGAUGCCAAAAUCGAUUGGACCCAUAACAUUUGUGUUUACAGGCACUGGUAACGUCUCUAGGGGCGCCCAAGAAAUGUUUAAUGCACUCCCUUGUGAGUUUGUGGAGCCCCAUGAACUGAAGGAAGUCUCUAGAACUGGAGACCUCAGAAAAGUGUAUGGAACAGUGCUGAGUCGACAUCAUCAUCUUGUGAGGAAGACAGAUGGGGUGUAUGACCCCGUGGAAUAUGACAAGCAUCCAGAACUCUACACAUCUCGUUUUAAUACUGAUAUUGCACCUUACGCUACUUGUGUAAUCAAUGGAAUCUACUGGGAGCAACAUACCCCACGUUUGCUAAGCAGACAGGAUGCACAGAGGCUUCUGACACCUCUGCGACCUUCUGCUGCUGCUACUGAGGGAUGUCCUGAAUUGCCACACAAACUUGUUGCAAUAUGUGACAUCUCAGCAGAUACUGGAGGAUCUAUAGAAUUUGUGACGGAAUGUACAACAAUCGACAGCCCCUUCUGCAUGUACGAUGCUGAUCAGCAUAUUAUUCAUGACAGCGUGGAAGGAUCUGGGAUUUUGAUGUGUUCCAUUGACAACUUGCCAGCUCAGCUUCCUAUAGAAUCAACAGAAUGUUUUGGAGAUAUGCUUUUCCCCUACAUUGAAGAAAUGCUGCUAUCUGAAGCCUCAGAGCCACUUGAAAGCCAGAAUUACUCACCUGUAGUUAGAGACGCAGUGAUUGCAUCCAAUGGUUCAUUGACUGAAAAGUAUAAAUAUAUCCAGAAACUGAGGGAGAGCAGAGAGUACACCCAGUCACUGGCCAUGGAUAAAAAGAAGAAGAUCUUGAUACUUGGAUCUGGUUAUGUCUCUGGGCCUGUGAUAGAAUACCUCACGAGAGACCCAAACAUUGAAAUAACAGCAGUUUCUCCGUUGAGCCUUUAUCCUAGAACAGCAUCUGUCAUGAAGAAACAGCUUGAGGAAUUGACUAAGAAGUACAACAAUGUUGUUCCUGUUGUUGUGGAUGUCACUGAAGAUGAGGAUAGAUUAUUGUUCAUGGUGAGGAAGCACCAUCUUGUUAUCAGCUUGCUGCCUUAUUCAUUCCAUCCUUUGGUUAUGAAGAAAUGCAUUGACAGCAAGGUGAAUUUGGUUACUGCCAGUUAUCUGACACCUGCUAUGAAAGAGCUACAGGAAAGUGUAGAGGCAGCUGGCAUUACAGUGAUCAGUGAAAUGGGUUUGGAUCCUGGGCUUGAUCAUAUGUUGGCAAUGGAGUGUAUCGAUAAAGCAAAAGAAGUGGGUGCUGUGGUGGUAUCCUACACUUCCUUCUGUGGUGGCCUGCCUGCUCCAGAACAUUCUGACAAUCCUCUGAGAUAUAAAUUCAGCUGGAGUCCACAGGGAGUCCUGCUAAAUACAGUUCAACCUGCCACAUAUUUAAAAAAUGGAGAGAUUAUUAAUAUUCCAGCCGGAGGAGCUUUGCUUGAUUCUGUUACUGUCAUGGAUUUUUUCCCAGGAUUAAAUUUGGAAGGUUUUCCAAACAGGGACAGUACAAAAUAUGCUGAACCCUAUGGUAUUCAAUCAGCUCACACUCUCUUGAGAGGAACAUUACGAUACAGGGGUUAUUCUAAAGCCAUAGGAGGCUUUGUGAAAUUAGGACUAAUAAAUCCAGAACCAUGCCCUAUGCUGAGUGCGACAGCACCUUCUAUAAAAUGGAAAGAACUGAUAUGCAAACUACUUGGACUUAAGCAGUCUGCCAAACCUGAUGAUCUCCGAGACGCUGUCUAUAAUAAACUGAACAAGGAUGAAAGACAGCUGGAGGCGGUAGAAUGGCUAGGAUUGCUUGGAGAUGAACCCAUUCCUAUAGCAGACACUAUAGUGGGUGCACUGGCCAAGCACAUGGAGGCCAAGCUAUCCUAUGGCACUGGAGAGUGUGAUAUGAUAAUUAUGAGGAAUGAAAUAGGAAUCAGGCAUCCAUCUGGUCAUUUGGAAGACAAAUAUAUCAAUCUUGUGGUGUAUGGUGACGAUAAAGGAUAUUCUGCAAUGGCUAAAACUGUAGGAUACCCUACUGCAAUUGCAGCAAAGAUGGUUCUAGAUGGGGAGAUUAACACCAAAGGCAUGGUCAUCCCGUUAACAAAAAAUAUUUAUGGACCAAUACUUGAACGUGUUCGAGCUGAAGGCAUUAUGUACAGUACCCAGAGUGUUAUCAAGCAGUGAAGGAGACAUCUUCUUUUUUUCUUCAGCCUCCUGUUUUGUAUGAGCAGUUUGAAGCUUGAAAAUAGUUAUCCAUAGGCACUAUCCCUUGGGAGUCUUCUCUGUGCAAAGCCUAUUGAUAUGAAUGGCAGCUACACAACAGCAUGACUGUUCUCUUGUGUGCAGCUCCAGACUUUCAGUAAGGCUUCAACCAGGGAAAUUCCUGAUGGAUUGUGCCCUGUACCUUCUUUUAAAAAAAGACUGCAACUCACUUUUAUCUGGAAGUAAGUCCCAUUGACUUCAGUGGUUCUUACUGCUGACUAGAUUGCAUUGUAAAGGAAAUUUAUAAAGCUUUCAGGUGGGCAACAGGUAUUCAGUCAUAAGAUGAUAUAGUAUUUCCCUUCAAAACCAGAGGAUGUUGAUACAGAAUGCAGAGUUCUUCAAACAAUGCCAAAACAUUUUUAAUUGCAUCCUAAGUGCUGUAAUAGUGCUGAAUGUAGUGAGUUCAAGGAUCUCCUCAUGAGGUUUGUGAGUAUAGCUCAACCCUGGCAUCUCCACUUAAAGCAUCUUGGGAAGAAAGACUGGGAAGGACCAGUGCUUGAGAUUCUAUAGAGCUCCUUCCAGUCAGAGGACACAGUAAAAGACCACAAUGGUCUGAAAAUUGUUUCAUGGGAGGCAUAACCAUGGAAGCUGAUCUCUCUCAAGCCCUCUUCAGGCAUUCCAGUUAGGUGAAAGCAAACAUGGGGUGGUGGUAGGGGUGGAUGAGCCUGCUAGCUUUGCUUCCGUCUAAUGGAGGUGGGGAGCCUCCACAACUGCAAAAGUUCCCUGUUUCAGACCUUUACCUUCCAUAAACUGGAGGGUGGCAGGAAUGACAACAGAGAGGUUGGAGCUAGUAUGUUAUUCUCCAAUUUCUCCCCCUCAGGCGUUUACUUUAACCUAAUUAUAAUACCUGAAGAGAGCUUAUAUUAUUACCAAAAAGGGAAAGACUUUUUAAAUUUGCACUGUAAAAAAUCAUGUCAACAAUAUUUUUGUAUGUAUUGAGAGAAAACAUGAUUGUUUAAGACACUUUAGUAAUAUGUUUGACACGAGAGCUUGGAAAUAAUAUUCUGUAUACCUUAUGUAAAACUCACACUUUUGCAUUUGCCAAAUUUUGUAUUUUUUGAAAUCAUGUUUCAGUCUACUGGAUAAUAGAUUGGGAAGGUAGAGGAUUACACUGUGUAUGCUUGCCAACUGGAAUAUCUGUGAGUUCCUCUCUUUGGCAUAUCCUGUUAGACUAUUAUGAAAAGUCCUUUCUUGCUUUAUGCUUGGAAGGAACAGUAAUAGUUUAGAUGUAGAUUUUGUACUGUCCCUUUGAGAGAAACUCCACAGUGUUCUUGUUCUGUAACUGCCCUUCCAAUUUCACCCCAAACAACAAUUUGGGCAUUUGAGCAUACUGGGGUUGGUAAUUAUGUCAGCUCCCUUGCCUUAUACCCUACAUGUGAUUGUGACAUGCUGGACACAGCCAGACGUCCAAUGCAUUUUCCUCAAGAUUACUCUGGAAUGAGGAAAAGGUUAUUUUCCUCCAGCCCUGGUAGAAAUGAGGUGGUGAGUCCAUCUGCUUUGUCGUGUAUUCUUUGAAAGCAUAGGACAUGCAUGAAAUUCAGCAGAUGUCCUUCUUAUCAUACAGAAUUUGAAUUCUGAAACUGGUCAGUGGCUGUGUUUGCAUGUAAUCUAAACUAUUGUUUAGCAUUACGAUGAGCCACAGCAAGCCUUGGGCUUGCAUACACUCCCUUCCUCCAGUGCAAACCUGAAGAGGAGUUUGGAAGCUUUCAGUUCUGAUUCAGACUAACUCCAGUUUGCCAUGUUGUGCAAACCUAGACAAAAUGCUUAGUUUUAACUAUGGUUAUGAAGCUGACUUGUUUCACUAUAGUUAAGAUAAGCAACAGUUUAGGCUUCACAUGUAAAACUAAAUUGUAGGCGGGAAGAGAAUGUGAGCCCAAGACUCACUAUGGCUUGUCCUUCUAAAGCUAUACUGUGGCCAGUGUUUCAUGUCCAUAUCAAAACUAGGUAAUAAGAUUUCCCUUCUUCCAUACGCCCCUGCAUUUGUCAUACAUCUCCCUUGAGUGUGAAUUUCCAAAAAUAAUUUUCAGCUUUGAAUGGUCUCUUUAGUAAUUAGUUGAAAACUUAGAAUCUAGUUUUGUUACAAACAGUAGUUUCUUUUGGAGAAAUGUACCAAGAAAAUGAAUUAUAAACUGAAAUAACUGUUGUCAAAAACAUGCAGUAGUUGCCAAGAAGCAAUAGGAAAGUGAUAAGAGUAAAAAAGAGUCACUAGAGAAGAACAGUGAAAGUGUUUCAAUACUCUUUUUAUCUUUCCAAUAUUGUAUAAGAAUCAGGCGGCUGCCAGUCUAGAAAACUGUCACCACAUGAUAUCUGAAUGACGGGCAACCUGUGCCCCAGAGUCCUGUAACUUUCUUAAAAUAAAAAAGGUCUCUUUCAUUAAA
Rhineura floridana is the source of this 5416-nucleotide messenger RNA. RefSeq names its product aminoadipate-semialdehyde synthase (gene AASS). Bases 144 to 2960 code for a protein of 938 amino acids. Gene Ontology annotation, cellular component: cytoplasm. The transcript has 25 exons. NCBI's taxonomy places the organism in Eukaryota, Metazoa, Chordata, Lepidosauria, Squamata, Rhineuridae. Gene Ontology annotation, molecular function: saccharopine dehydrogenase activity. The record is from RefSeq and is a predicted model, not a curated record.